CAACAACAGCAUGUCCACAAUUGAAUCAUUUCGGUGACAAAGGAAUCAGUGAAACGGAACGAACAAUGAAACGACGGGAAGCUGUAACUGAGGCCAGCGAAGGGCAAGAAAAUCCUUUCGCUGGUCGUGAAUAUAUUAAAAAAAUGCCAUAUUCAUCUGCACAAAAUUUUCUUACUAGUGAUAUUGGACAUGGUUCGCCAGGUAGUCAAGGAUCUUGCGAUGAUAUUGUACCACCUCCAAAAAAUUGUUAUCGUCUUGUUAUGUUAGGCUCGGCACGUGUUGGAAAAACAUGCUUAGUGUCACGUUUUCUUGGUGGAAAGUUUGAAGAGAGCUAUACACCAACGAUUGAAGAUUUUCAUAGGAAACUAUAUCGGAUACGCGGUGAAGUUUAUCAAUUAGAUUUACUAGAUACAUCUGGUAAUCAUCCGUUUCCUGCAAUGCGACGUCUAUCAUUUCUAACUGGCGACAUGUUUGUAAUAGUGUUUAGUAUGGAUUGUCGAGAAUCAUGGGAAGAAGCAAUACAUUUACGUGAACAAAUUUUAGAAACUAAAUUAAGUGCGACAGCUUCGACAGGAAGCAGUGGUUGGGGUGUUAGUGGUUUAACGGGUGCUGCGCGAAAACGAACUGUCCCCAGAGUGCCAAUGGUACUUGCUGGUAACAAAUGUGAUUCAGAUAUCAGAACUGUAACGGCAGAUGAAGCAAGUGCAUAUUGUGCUACCCAAGAUAAUUAUUGUGUCUUUGUUGAAUGUUCAGCGAAAAAAAAUUUGCAUAUAGAUGACGUCUUUUACGAGCUUUUUCUUGUAGCAAAUUUACCGUUAGAAAUGGCACCAAAUCAUCAUAAGCGUAUAAGCGUUGGAUUUGGGGCGCCAUGUCCACUUCCACCAUCAGUACCAACUCACCCAUCAAAAAAGUAUACGUUAAGUAUAAAACGACGUUUAAGUGAUGCUUGUGGUGUAGUUGCACCAAAUGUUCGACGACCUAGUAUCCGUACAGACCUAAUGAUAAUGCGAACAAAGACUUGUAGUUUAGGUGAUGCGGAUGGUUCAAGCACAAACAGAGGGCAAUCGUGGUCAAGAUGUGCUAUUCAAUAAAUCAAAAUUUUGUGUGAAAUCUAAACACUUUAAAUCGUUUUAUAUUUCCGAUGUGUUUUUGCAUAAAUUCUAAAUGUCGCUGAUGUGUGUGUAAAAAUUCAUUUCUGAUUGCGAUUAAA
Molecule: messenger RNA, 1210 nt
Organism: Chrysoperla carnea
Lineage: Eukaryota; Metazoa; Arthropoda; Insecta; Neuroptera; Chrysopidae
Product: GTP-binding protein Rhes
Exons: 5
Coding region: 66-1091 (341 amino acids)
Molecular function (GO): GTP binding; GTPase activity
Source: RefSeq, a predicted model, not a curated record